AUGCCGGUGGCGAGGAAGAUGAGGCGCGCGGCGGCGGGCGCGCCGGGGGUGGUGGAGCGGUUCGCCGGGAUGGGGUCGGCGCUGGCCGGCGUGAUGUUCCUGUGGAGCAUGCUCAGCCCGUUCCUGCCGCGCCAGCUGUUCGAGCUCUGCGUCGGCAGGUUCCUGCGGCGGCACGGGCGGCGCCUGGCCGGGCUCAUGGACCCCUACCUCACCGUCACCAUCAGCGAGCACGAAGGCGACCGGAUGAGGCUCGGCGACGUCUACGACCAGGCCAAGGCGUACCUCAGCCACCGGUGCGCGCGGCUGGCGCGGUCGCUGCGCGCGGAGCGCGCCGCCCGCGAGGGCGACCGGUUCUUGCUCACCAUGGGCGACGGCGAGGAGGUCUACGACGAGUUCCAGGGAGCCACCGUGUGGUGGCAGGCCGUGUCCUCCGGAGGCCGCCGCUACGAGCCGCCGUGGUACGGCGGCGGGGUCGUGCUCGACGACGACAGGCGCGCGUACCGGCUCAUGUUCCACCGGCGUCACCGCGACCUCGUCGUCGAGUCGUACCUCCCCCACGUCUGCCGCGAGGGCCGCGCCAUCAUGCUCCGCAACCGCGGCCGCAAGCUCUUCACCAACCUCGGCGGCGACCGGUACAGGAAGUCGGCGUGGAGCUACGUGGCGUUCGAGCACCCGUCGACGUUCGAGACGCUGGCCAUGGACCCGGCCAAGAAGAAGGAGAUCAUGGACGACCUCGACGCGUUCCGGAAGGGGAAGGACUACUACGCCCGCAUCGGCAAGGCGUGGAAGCGCGGCUACCUCCUGCACGGCCCGCCGGGAACCGGAAAGUCCACCAUGAUCGCCGCCAUGGCCAACUACCUCGACUACGACGUCUACGACGUCGAGCUCACGUCCGUCGCCACCAACACCGACCUCCGCCGGCUGUUCAUCGAGACCAAGGGCAAGUCCAUCAUCGUAAUCGAGGACAUCGACUGCUCCGUCGACCUCACCGGCAAGCGCAAGAAGAAGACGCCGACCUCCGCCGACCCCGACGAGGCGGCGCACAGAGCAAGCAAGGACGAGAGCGCCACCAAGGUGACGCUCUCCGGCCUGCUCAACGUCAUCGACGGGCUCUGGUCGGCGUGCGGCGGCGAGCGCAUCGUCGUCUUCACCACCAACCACGUUGACAAGCUCGACCCGGCGCUCAUCCGCCGCGGCCGCAUGGACAAGCACAUCGAGAUGUCCUACUGCUGCUUCGAGACCUUCAAGAUCCUGGCCAAGAACUACCUCGCCAUGGACGCCCACCACCUGUUCGACGACGUGGAGUCGCUCCUCCACGACGCCAAGAUCACCCCGGCCGACGUGGCCGAGCACCUGAUGCUCAAGUGCGCCGCCGCCGACGCCGACGAGGCCACCUGCCUCGCCAGCUUGGUAAAGGCGCUGGAGAAGAAGGCCGAGAAGGAGAAGAAUGCAUCGGAGGAGGAGGAGACGGUGGUGGAUGAGUAGGGAGCUUAGCUUAAUCGCGUAAUUAUCAGCCUUAUUAAUUAGUUAUUAACAACAAAUUUAGCUCUAUCAUCUGCCUGUCGUUUGCUAAUUGCUAUCACCUUGGAUAUCGUACUGUUAAUCUUGCCAUCACUCGCGUUACUCCGUUCGUUUUAAAAAUAUAUAUU
Messenger RNA from Oryza brachyantha (malo sina), 1649 nucleotides. RefSeq names its product AAA-ATPase At3g28580-like. Lineage: Eukaryota; Viridiplantae; Streptophyta; Magnoliopsida; Poales; Poaceae. The transcript has a single exon. The coding region runs from base 1 to 1485 and encodes 494 amino acids. The record is from RefSeq and is a predicted model, not a curated record. Gene Ontology annotation, molecular function: ATP hydrolysis activity; ATP binding.